Messenger RNA from Hydatigera taeniaeformis, 483 nucleotides. The record is from the annotation of a GenBank genome assembly. Lineage: Eukaryota; Metazoa; Platyhelminthes; Cestoda; Cyclophyllidea; Taeniidae.
AUGCAUCUCCAACUGACGAUAGUGCAUCGUGAGAGGAACGUCGUUUUUGUCUACACAAGUGACAAUAAUUAUGUUCUGCGAGUUAAGGAGUACAUCACCAAGGUGACUGAUAUCCCUGUCUCAGUCCAGAAAUUGUCAUUCGGUGGGGUUGAAUUGAAAAACAACACAAAAUUGAAAGAGUACCAUUUGCCUGUCAAUGCUGGCAUACUCCUUAACCUCUCACAAGGCUACGCUCUCAGAUACCAAGUUUAUGUGAAGGUGUCCUUUAGGAAGAACCCAAUUCGCGUGCGGAUAGGUCUGGGUACCACAUUGAAGCAGGUUAUACAGUCCCUAUCAUCUUCAUUGCAGGUUCCUGCUGAACAGCUUCUGCUCUCCUACAACGACCGGUUGCUUACGGAAAAAGAUGCGAAGAAAGCGUUGAUAGAUUUGGGAAUUAAAUCAGAUGAAGUCCUUGAUUUGACAGUAGUGGAUAUGUGGCGAUGA